AUUGCACAAACAGCAUCAAUUUUCAUCUGAUUUGCAUAUAAAUUGAUUGAAAAUGCAUUUAGAGUCACACAUCCUACAACUGUGGUGGAGACAACCAAACGCAAAAUGAUUCAUAAAAUCGCCAUCCUGUCCGGAUUAGUGCUGUCAGCUACCUGCAUGGUACUCCACCAGCCGCAACAGUUACUCCUUGGUCUCCAAUACCAUGACGAACCUAACUACAACUUCGCUUAUGAGGUGAACGAUGCCCACACCGGAGACAUCAAGAGCCAGCACGAAAGCCGAAGAGGGGAGACCGUUCUUGGACAGUACUCUUUACUCCAACCCGAUGGCGUCCGCAGAACUGUCGACUACAGAUCAGAUGACCACACCGGAUUCCAAGCUACUGUCAACAAUAAUGGAAGACCCGUCAACCAGUACGCGCAGAAUGGGAACAAUGACGUCACUCGUCACCCCAAUUUGGGAGCUCCAUCAUACCAAGGCUGGCCCACUCCAAGCGUUCCCCAUCCUACUCAAGCAGCUGCCCCUAUUGCUAUCUCCAGAUCUUCAUUUACCCAAACAUUUUCCCAUGGAUCCUCUUCCCAUAACCCUUGGGCUUAAAUUCCGAUCAAAUUUCCUCGACAUGGCUUCUUAAACGGACUCCGAUGUUUGCAUUUAUAUUUCAAGUAGUAUAUUUCUAUGAAUAUCUAUGAGUGACUAACUGAUAACGUACGUAAUAGCCGACCGGAUCCAGUUCACCUUGUUGCCUUGUGGUCAGUAUUCAAAAGGAAAUUGGCUUAGUAGUUCUACGACCGGAAUUUUAAUGCCGACAAAUACUCUUUAUUGUAUAGUACAUAUUAUGUAUCCUGUAAUGUUAAUAUGUGUAUAUUUUAUCGAAUAAAAAAUCUGCAUACUCA
This is a messenger RNA of Trichoplusia ni (cabbage looper), 893 nucleotides long. It is a transcript of the gene CPR65, whose product is annotated as cuticle protein 18.6-like. Gene Ontology annotation, cellular component: extracellular matrix. The coding region runs from base 106 to 597 and encodes 163 amino acids. The record is from RefSeq and is a predicted model, not a curated record. The transcript is spliced from 2 exons. NCBI's taxonomy places the organism in Eukaryota, Metazoa, Arthropoda, Insecta, Lepidoptera, Noctuidae.